This is a messenger RNA of Trematomus bernacchii (emerald rockcod), 2213 nucleotides long. RefSeq names its product interferon-induced protein 44-like. Lineage: Eukaryota; Metazoa; Chordata; Actinopteri; Perciformes; Nototheniidae. The record is from RefSeq and is a predicted model, not a curated record. Bases 187 to 1710 code for a protein of 507 amino acids. The transcript has 13 exons.
GUUUGUUUUUUUGGGGACAACAAGCUUGCAUUGUGCAAAGAAAAGUGUGCUUAUGCCACACACCUCUCUGACAGUUUAAGUUUCACUUUCCUUUCCACAGAAAAGUAUCCUACACUCUUGUUUUCUAUUCUCCUCUAUCCUUUUGCAGCUGUUAUUCGCCACAUAGCCUAUACAGCAGCGGUUAUCAUGCAGAAUCUAACUGAAGAAAAAACAAGACCAUUCAGCUUUUCAUUUGGUUUGGCCCCACCUGAAUGUCCAGCUCCUGCAGCUAAACCGGCUUUUGUGAUUGGAGAGGACGUCAAAAGUCCUUUCACCCUUCGUUCAAACGUCAGUUCAACAAAGAAAAAAGAAAAGAACACACCUUCAUAUACAUUUCCUGGGGCGCUGCCAACGGAGCCCCGCGCCCCCCCUGAAAUUCAAGUACCUAAACCUAAGUUGGAAUCUCAAUGGAGAGAAAUGGAGUGGACAGAAGAACCAGCCAGUUUUUCAUUUGCCACACCUGAAUGUCCAGCUCCUGCAGCUAAACCGGCUUUUGCAAUUGUAGAGGACGUCCUAAGUCAUUUAACCCUUUGUUCAAACGUCAGUUCAACGGAGAAAGAAAAGAACACACCUUCAUAUACAUUUCCUGCAACUCAACCUAAGUUGGAAUCUCAAUGGAGAGAAAUGGAGUGGACAGAAGAACUAGCCAGUUUUUCAUUUGCCACACCUGAAUGUCCAGCUCCUGCAGCUAAACCGGCUUUUGCAAUUGUAGAGGACGUCCUAAGUCAUUUAACCCUUUGUUCAAACGUCAGUUCAACGGAGAAAGAAAAGAACACACCUUCAUAUACGUUUCCUGCAACUCAACCUAAGUUGGAAUCUCAAUGGAGAGAAAUGGAGUGGACAGAAGAGCAAAAGGCGAGUCUGAUGAAGACUGUCAGCUCCUACAGGCCGAGCUGUCACGAGGGGACUCAGGCUCGAGUUCUCCUCCUGGGUCCGGUCGGUUCUGGAAAGUCCAGCUUCAUCAGUUCAGUCCAGUCUGUGUUUAAUGGAAGAGUCACCAACCGGGCCAUGGUGGGCACCUCUUCCACCAGCUUCACCAAGAAGCUGCAGUCCUUCAACAUCCAUGGUCAGAAAGGAGAGGAUCCUACUGGACUGGUGCUGUGUGAUAUCGUGGGCUUGGGGGGUGGAGAGAUGACUGGACUAACCCUCCAUGACAUCCUGUCUGUCAUUAAAGGUCAUGCACCAGAGGGGCACAAAUUUAGCCCAGAUCAACCAGUGCGGUCUGAGACUGUGGGCUAUAUAAAGAAGCCAGGUCUGAAAGACAAGAUCCAUUGUGUUGCCUUUGUGGUAGAUGCCUCUAAAAUCCUGACCUACCCCAAAGGCCUCGGCACCACCUUCAGGCUGCUCCGAAAGCACAUCAGUGACCUGGACAUUCACCAGGUGGCCCUGCUGACCCAGAUAGACCAAAUUUGUCCAGAAACGGCCAAAGAUGUCACCCAGGUUUACAAGAGCUGCAUCAUUCAGGACAUGAUGAAUAAAGCUGGGGAUCUGUUGGGUAUGUCUACCUCCUACAUUGUCCCGGUGAAUAACUACUCAUCAGAGCUGAAGCUGAACGUGAACAACGAUGUGCUUCUGCUUAGAGCUGUGGACCACAUCCUGCAGUAUGCUGACCUGUAUUUCCAGGACAAUGCACCACAACACACAGGGCCAAAGAUCGAUUUGGGGGUUUAGCGUGGAGCAUUUAAAAAAUGUCGGAGCAACUUUAAGCUGUUUUUUCAAAGCUACAGAAUGUAAAUGCUACAUGUAAUAGAUCAUGUAACAUAUAACACUCUCAUUAUGUCAUUAUGUUUGUAUUUGUAAGUGUGAUCUGUUCUUUAAUAAAAGGUAAAUGGUCCAGGAACAGCAUUGUUUUUGAGUGGCACAGAGUGGGUGUAAGUCAUCCCAUACUUUGUCUUUCUGUUGGUGGUAAAGACAUUUACAAGUGUCUUACCGUAUUCACAAUGGCAUCAUUAUCAUGGCUGAGCACCUAACUGUGAGGUUCAAUAAUUUUGUUUUCGAUUGUAUGAUUUUUCCUCACUCUCAGGGUCUAUUGCAGGUGAACAUCCUCUCUUACGAGUAUAAUUCACACAAUGUACAAUAUAUAAAUCUCCAUCUCUUUGCCUGUCACUUUUUUAUAGCAUCUACUGUUUAUAUCAACUGUAUUUCCAAACCUUAAUUAAAAAUCUUUAUUCACA